Molecule: messenger RNA, 255 nt
Organism: Debaryomyces fabryi
Lineage: Eukaryota; Fungi; Ascomycota; Pichiomycetes; Serinales; Debaryomycetaceae
Exons: 1
Coding region: 1-255 (84 amino acids)
Biological process (GO): protein insertion into mitochondrial outer membrane; mitochondrial outer membrane translocase complex assembly
Cellular component (GO): mitochondrial outer membrane
Source: RefSeq, a predicted model, not a curated record
AUGACAGAGCUUAAUAUACCAAUACAUCAUGGCCUAGAUGAAACUGACAGUGAUUAUUUAACUGAUUCUGAUUCUCAAUACUAUGAUGAUUCGGGUUCGGAAUAUGAUUUGACAGCUCAAGAACAGUGGGAGGAAAGCUUGAAACAAGUCAAUAAUUUAAUUAAUUUGAUAAUAUUUCCAUUAAUUGGUAAAGUUAUAGGCAGAAGGUUUUCACAUAUUAUAUGGAGAAAAUUUGCUAACUGGUGGUUUAUCUAG